CCCGAACAGGCGGAAUUAACCUCAAAAGACUAAAACAAAAAAACUAUCAACAACAACAACAACAAAAAAAACCAAGACAUCCACGGGGGAAAAGUUGGAGAACAAAGGAUAUUUACUGGAAUACAACAAAUCUAAACGCACCGCUAAUUUUCAUUUUGUUGGAAUAUUUGACACCAUGAGGAUUUUCCCCGUUGUGCUCCUGCUUGUUCACGGCUUGGUUGUGUCCAGACUGGCCAGUGGGGCUGCAGUCGAUCAGCAUGAGGGCGACAGGCAGCGGCACACGUCUGUCUUCAACCUCUUAGACACAACCAGGGACCGGAGGGCUGAGGAGGAGCGCACAGGUGCCACAACAGUGCAGCAUGGCCAGGAAGGCAAGGAAGAGGAGGAGGAUGAUGGAUAUUACUACGAUGAUGAGUCUGAAGACGAAAUGUCUGGAGACUAUGACAUGGAUCUGCCACGAGUCGCCAUGUCAAGCAAACCCAAAGACCCAUCAUCCCUCCCGGAGCCCCGAAACACAGAAGAAACCCAAAGAAGAGGAAAGGGAAUAAAGAAAGGGAAAGGCAAGGGAAAGAAGAGGAAUCCAUGUCUGAAAAAGUACAAGGACUUUUGCAUUCAUGGCACCUGCCUGUACCUGAGGGAACUCCGUGCCCCAUCUUGUGUCUGCCGUCCAAAUUACUCUGGCGAAAGGUGCCAGUUAUUUAUGCUGCCUGUCCAUACCCCGGAGGGCUACAGCAGGACCACGGCUUUAGCAGUGAUAGCUGUGGUGCUUUCAUCCGUUUGCCUCACCAUCAUCGGCCUCUUAUUAAUGCUAAGGUUUCACAAGCGUGGAGCGUAUGAUGUAGAGAGCGAGGAGAAGGUGAAGUUGGGGCUGGCGUCCAACAACUGAAACCACAAACAGAGGCAUAAAUGCAGAAAUUCUACCUCAAACUGGAAAAACAGAAGCGUACUGCAACGGGAGGUCCAGGAGGAAACAUGAACGUAUGCGGAGAUGGGAGCUGAGAGCGCUCAGAUGGAUGUUCGAUAUCUGGUCAGCUGUGGGCGACCGGAUCGGUAUCCCCUCAGGCGUCCACUAGAGUAGGGGGCAUCUUCCAGGAAGCGAAAUACAGAAGGGCUUAGAAGAUAGACUGAAGAUGGGAUCGGCAGGAAAAAAACAAGAAGAAGGGAUGAUGUUUAGACUCUGCUCUGCUUCGUGACUGUGUGAAAAGAAAGUGUUUCAAGUGGAACUGAAAACUUUAAACAGCAAGGAUAGCUCAAUUUGGACUCUUUUCUCUCAUGAGAAAAUGUUUUGUAUUUUUCCUGCACACCUUUUUUUUCUUUUUCUGUACAGUAAACAUUAUAUUUAUAAGUUUAAUUUAUUUAUUUAAAUGUAUUUAUAGGGAUAUUGUUCCCUCAAGUAGUUUUUAAAAUUGUAAUGUUACAAUUCUUUUUAUAUUUGCUAUUGAACAAUAUUUAUUUAUAAAACAAACAGGCAGAAAACAAAAUCACAAAAAAGCUCUUUGCCUUUAUUUACAAUUUUCGUUGUGUAGCCAACUUUAUCCAAUUCUGGCAAACCCAAAGUGAUCCAAAGCACUGUAAUUAUUAAAUUCCAAAUAAAAUGUUUAUUUGGUUAAUUUCUGUUUAUUAUUAUUAAUUUUUUUUAUCUUUGUUAAAAUAUAAACAACUUUUUGGAAGCUACCAAUAUCAUACCAGGUGAACUCAGUUGGAUUGUAAAACCAGUAGACCCCAUCGUGUUUUUUUGUUGUUUUUUUUGCCCAAUGGCACAUCAGAGUUGAAGAUCAGGGACGUCUCCUUCCCUUAGCUCGACUUUAUCCUGCAGGCUCAGGGAUUUGAAGGCCAGAAAGUAAAGGAGUUUCUGUGUUUGGCUUUCUGUUUUCUAAAAAAAAAAAAGGUCAACAAAGAGGUUUUUUUUUUACAAGUUUCUCCACCAACUGUACAGAUACCAGACCCUCUUUUACCUUAUGAGAACAGAAUCCAGAAUCAAUACUGAAGUGAAAACUGGCUGUAUGGAGAGAAGUUGAAUUGUUUUUUGUCUUAUCAGUGGAGAUAGUGUCACGCUGCCAAAGUGAGAAAAAAAAAAGUGAAUUUAGAUGUUCCACCCUUUCAAAUCCUGAUUUGUCAUUUUUGAAGUGAUGAUUUGUGAUUGAUUUGUUCAUUGCAAAAUAAAAUAAAAAAUCUUGACAGU
Xiphophorus maculatus (southern platyfish) is the source of this 2182-nucleotide messenger RNA. It is a transcript of the gene hbegfa, whose product is annotated as heparin-binding EGF-like growth factor. The record is from RefSeq and is marked provisional. Gene Ontology annotation, biological process: positive regulation of cell population proliferation; epidermal growth factor receptor signaling pathway; positive regulation of mitotic nuclear division. Lineage: Eukaryota; Metazoa; Chordata; Actinopteri; Cyprinodontiformes; Poeciliidae.